Anolis carolinensis (green anole) is the source of this 5608-nucleotide messenger RNA. It is a transcript of the gene vti1a, whose product is annotated as vesicle transport through interaction with t-SNAREs 1A. The coding region runs from base 194 to 778 and encodes 194 amino acids. The record is from RefSeq and is a predicted model, not a curated record. Gene Ontology annotation, molecular function: SNARE binding; SNAP receptor activity. NCBI's taxonomy places the organism in Eukaryota, Metazoa, Chordata, Lepidosauria, Squamata, Anolidae. Gene Ontology annotation, biological process: intracellular protein transport; macroautophagy; retrograde transport, endosome to Golgi. Gene Ontology annotation, cellular component: SNARE complex; ER to Golgi transport vesicle membrane; Golgi apparatus. The transcript has 9 exons.
CGCGGGGGAGUGUUGUUGGUGCCGCCCAACCCGGAAGUGCAGUCCUGACAGGAGCAGCGGCGAAGUUGAGUUUGCGUUACCUGAGGGAACUCAGGGUCGUGAGCAUCCCUAAUUCCGAGGCGGGCUGCCUGUUGGCUUCUAUUGCCUCCCUUCCGCCCGUGUAGCCGCCGAGGCCUGUCUUUCCUUGGCCGCCAUGUCCUCAGACUUCGAGGGCUACGAGCAGGACUUCUCGGUUCUCAGCGCGGAGAUCACCAACCGCAUCGGGAAGGUGCCCAAGUUGCUGGGAGAUGAGAAGAGGCAAAUGGUUUCAAAUGUGGAGAAGCAGCUGGAAGAAGCAAGAGAGCUGUUGGAACAAAUGGAGCUUGAAGUUCGAGAAAUCCCUCCACAGAGCCGAGGCAUGUACAGCAGUAGAAUGAGAAGCUACAAGCAAGAAAUGGAAAAACUUGAAGCAGACUUUAAAAGGUCACGUAUUGCCUACAGUGAUGAGGUGCGGAAUGAGCUCCUAGGGGAUGAUGGGAAUUCCUCAGAGAUCCAGUUGAUAAAAUUACGUGAAGAGAGGGCACAUCUGCUCGAUAACACAGAGAGGCUGGAAAGGUCAUCUCGAAGACUAGAGGCUGGAUACCAAAUAGCAGUGGAAACUGAACAGAUUGGUCAGGACAUACUGGAAAACCUCAGCCAUGAUAGAGAAAAGAUUCAGCGUGCUCGAGAAAGACUGAGAGAAACUGAUGCAAACUUGGGCAAGAGUUCAAGGAUCCUUACAGGAAUGAUACGAAGGUAAGGACAAGGGUCAUCCAGAAUCGGAUCUUGGUAGUGAUCUUGGGGAUCAUCGUCUUCUUGGCAGUCGUGAUGAUUGUUUAUUUCACUCUCAGACCACACUGAUAUCUUUGUUCUUCCCUAACCAGCAACAAGCCUCCAGAGUAAUUAAGACAAAGUAGCCACAUGAAUCAUUCCCUUCCAUUGAAAUGGUUCUCCCUUUUAAAAACCUGCAAUUCAACUCUGGCACCAGUAGCAUACUCGUAUUUUGUCUUACUGGCUGCAUGUACCGAUAAUAUUGUUCUUUGUUUUCAAGAGUGUUACACCGAACAACUGUUCUGGGUUUCCCAUAUUAACAUAUGGAACAAACAUACAUAAUUAAGAGGUAUAAAAAUCGAAUGUGUAAUUAGAAUAAUAAAUCCCAGGCCAGGUUUUUAAUGCUGAAAAUUGUAAGACUUGACUUGUGUGGAAUUAGUAUUUAAAUCUCUGUCAGGAUGGACUUUUAGGCCCUUUAGAAUAGAAGUAAGCAAAUUUCAAAAAUGCACUGAGAGUAUUUGUGGCUUAAUAGCUAUUACAGCUACAACCCAGCAAAGCAAUGAGCUAUUGUUUCUAAUAAACAUAUCACUCUUUGACAGGAUGGGUUGAUGGCCUCGGUCCAUCUAUUAUUGUAAUAUGAUCAUGUUUUCUGAUUUUUCUAACUUUUUAUCUAACAAUGUAUAUAUUCUCAUCUGCAGCAAGUCCUGGAUUAUGAGGUCCAUUUCUUUUAUGGUGUUGUCCUAUGAUCAUGUUACUAUGCUGUUAAUUUUGCUCUGUAUUAUUGUGUUCUUAAUGUAUGUAGAAUUCAAGGGAAGAACAGGCUGCUUAAAAAACAUAUAGAGAAUCCUUCAAGGUCAUUUCUGAAUUCAACUGCAAAACAAUAAUAGGAUUUAAAAUUUGAAAUAUUGUGAUAGAAUAAAUAUAAAUGAGAUUCUGUAUGCAAAAUAUUUGGAAUGAAUCAUAUCAUAUAAGGUUCCUUUUAUUUAAAUGAAAAUGAUAUUGUCUGGUGCAAACCUAUAGGGUUAUAUCUGCUGAGCCAGGGAUGGCUAAAGAAACAACUGUAUAAACAUUUGAUAUAUCCAAGGCAAGUAAGACAGACUUCAAUUUGCCUUUCUUUAGCACUGUCCCAAGUGCUAUUAUUUGUGGUCUCUGUUUUCCAGUAGAGUUUUCAACAUCGCUGUUUUAGACAAUGGCUAGAAUUCAGGUUGGGACAUGCAUAUGUAUGUGGAUGUGAUUUUCAGUCCUACAGUGGUUUCAUACUCCUGUCCCCUCCAUGCAGCACCCAAAACCCUACUGUCGACCUACUUUAAAGCCCCAAAGCUGCCUCAUACAGGCAUUCAAUGCUAUUCAAUACAAACAGCCAGGAAUUGAGAAGCAUUUUGCAGUCCCCUACCCCAAGCACAAUGAUUUCAGAAGUCCUGAGACCUCUAGAGGACUCCCACGAAUCUCAGUGCUGAUGUGAUCAAUGUGUGUCUGGUUAAAGGAGAAGUUAAGCAGACCUUUACUAAGCCUGAGCACCUGGGAGCAUGAGAGGAAUAGCCAGAAGUCACAGCUGACAUUUCUUAAACAGGGUGUAUCCUGUUCAAGGUUCACCUUUUAUGGAUAAAUGUAACAUAAAUAUUAAAAGAACGGUGUGAUUCUUACAUUAAAAUAAAAAUCAGAACUGGGUGAUAGGGCAACUAAAAAGCAAGAAAAGUGUUGUAUAAGUGGGCCCUUCCAUUGAAAGACAUGGUAUAUGAAAUAGCCGUCACAUGAGAGAGACAAACAGAAACAUAUACUCAAUUCGUAGAAUAUGUACCACAAAAUCAGAAGGCCUCAAAUUGUAUCCAGUUACUAUGGUUCACUAGCAUGGGCCCUUCUCUGUCUGCUUUUACUUGCUAAUAAAAACUGAUAGAAAUUUAGAGGCUCUAUAGUGGGCUGUAGCAGCACUGCUUUGAGCACAUGCUGCAACUUCCAGGUAUUAGGAAAAAACUGAUUUACAUGAUUCUCAAUGUCUUGGGAUACUGAGAAUGAUAAAAAAAAUACACCAUAGAAUCUUGGAUGUUGCCCAACAUACAUGCAGUGUCUUCUUAUCUUAAUUUACUUUUAAUCAAUAAACUCACAUUGCAAUAUCUAAGUAAGGAGAAAGGACGAGUAAAGAUGGAUAAACAUAGGCCAUAUGAAGUUAUAUCCAUUCAGUCUAGACCAGGCAUGGGCAAACUAAGGCUUACCUCAGUCCCUCCUCAUUUUCCUUGUCUUCUUGGCAUAAGGACACAGUGGCUCGCUACAUCCUUAUGUAGAAAGGACAGGGAAGAAGGCAUGCAGCAGCUGAGAGCCCUCUGGAGCACUCUCAGCCACCACAUGCCUCACCCUCCUCCCUGCAUAAGGAUGGUGUGAGUAGCCCCAUUCUUAUGAGGAUGACCAGGGCUCUGCGCCUCCCCCUCCCAGCCCCACCCUCUCACAGGCCCUGUCCUUAUGCUGAGAGGGUGAUCCGAGGAAGUUAUGCAGCUGCCGAGAGCUCUCUGGAGCACUCUCGGACAUCUCCUAUCUCACCCUCCUCCUGGCAUAAUGCUGAGAGGACAGCCCAAAGAUUAGAGGAGGAUUGGGGCAGUCGCCGCAUGUCUCGUUUUCCUCCCGGCAUAAGGAUGGAGUGAGUAGCCCCAUUCUUAUGAGGAUGACCAGGGCUCUGCCCCUCCCCCUCCCAGCCCCACAGGCCCUGUCCCUCCCUCCAUCCCACCCACCACAUGACGGGCUGCUUUCUCCCGUAGCCCAGCCCUCUCGGGGCAGUCGUUGCAUGUCUCGUUUUCCUCCUGGCAUAAGGAUGGGGCGAGUAGCCCCAUUCUUAUGAGGAUGAACAGGGCUCUGCCCCUCCCCCUCCCAGCCCCACAGGCCCUGUCCCUCCCUCCAUUCCACCCACCACAUGAUGGGCUGCUUUCUCUCGUAGCCCAGCCCUCUUGGGGCUGUCGUGGCAUGUCUCAUUUUCCUCCCGGUAUAAGGAUGGGGCGAGUAGCCCCAUUCUUAUGAGGAUGAACAGGGAUCUACCCCUCCCCCUUCCAGUCCCACCCUCUCAAAGGCCCUGUCCCUCCCUCCAUCCCACCCACCACAUGACGGGCUGCUUUCUCUCAUAGCCCAGCCCUCUCGGGGCAGUCGUCGCAUGUCUCGUUUUCCUCCUGGCAUAAGGAUGGAGUGAGUAGCCCCAUUCUUAUGAGGAUGACCAGGGCUAUGCCCCUCCCCCUCCCAGCCCCACAGGCCCUGUUCCUCCCUCCAUCCCACCCAGUAAGUGACGGGCUGCUUUCUCUCGUAGCCCAGCCCUCUCGGGGCAGUUGUCGCAUGUCUCGUUUUCCUCCCGGCAUAAGGAUGGGGCAAGUAGCCCCAUUCUUAUGAGGAUGAACGGGGCUCUGCCCCUCCCCCUCCCAACCCCACCUUCUCACAGGCCCUGUCCCUCCCUCCAUCCCACCCAGCAAGUGAUGGGCUGCUUUCUCUCGUAGCCCAGCCAUCUCGGGGUAGUCGCUCAUGUCUUGUUUUCCUCCCGGCAUAAGGAUGGGGCGAGUAGCCCCAUUCUUAUGAGGAUGAAUGGGGCACUGCCCCUCCCCCUCCCAGCCCCACCCUCUCAAAGGCCCUGUAACUCUCUCCAUCCCACCCAGCACGUGACGGGCUGCUUUCCCUCGUAGCCCAGCCCUCUCGGUUGGGCCCAAAAUGGGGCCCCAAGGCAAAAAAGUGUGUCUCUGACUGGUCUAGACUAAUGACAUUCUAACCUGCUUUUAAAUAGAUCUGGAGAUUGACCUAUCAAUGAUGUUCAUGCCAUUCCAUUUUUUGGUCCUGCCUUUCCCUCCUGAGAAAUCCAUGUUUAAUCCACGUUUAAAGCUCUGAAGCUAUAAGGUGGCCACCAAUGCUGUAAAAUAUUUGAAUCUCACAUCCUCAUCUAUUACUUGUGCAAUAAAAAUAUUAAGACAAAUGAUUCAAAUGCUUAAUAAGAACCGUAAUUUUACCUCCAUAUGUCAACAAAGGGAGCCAGCGUGGUAUGGUGGUUUUCAGCAUUGGGCUAGGACUUUGAGAGACCACAAUUUGAAUUCCUGCUCAGCCAUGGACAUUCACUGGGUGCCUUUAGUAUGUCACUCUCUCACCCUAAGAAGAAGGCAAUGGUAUAAAUCAUGACAUAAAUUGGAGUCAAAUCAAAGACACAUUACAAAAAAUGUUAACGGAAGAUUUUCCUAAUACCUUUUAAAGCUCAUCACGUGGACUUCCUUGCAAAGAUUAUGAAAGUAGGAUUUCUCAGCCCUUACGGAACAAACAAAACCAUAAACUAUGUGAGGGAAUUCAGACGAUAGGCAAUCACCAGAAGGUCAUAAGAAUCUUGUUGCUUUAUCCCACCUUGAGUUUUAAAGAACACAGAGUCUCUGUUGGCUUUCAUGAUAUCCCUAUUCAAACAUUAAGGAAUGGAAUUUGGCCCUAAACCUGUUUACCAUCCAGACACAAAGAACUAAGUGAAAUCUGUUGAUGUAGCCGACUCAAAUAAAACUUGUAUAGCUUUUUGAAGAAAUUCAAGAUGAGGAGAUUCACCAGAGAAAUGCUGUUUAUUGAAAAAGGUUAGGGCACGCAUGUCUUCAGAUAAAUCAUUUAAGUUGUGUAAACAGAACAGUAGCCUUUACCAUCUUAAUAAUAGGGAAGGACUGAGUUCAUGGGAUCUGGGCAAAUGGGGAUGAGGAAGAAGCCUGCUAGUGUUUAAAAUUAUGUAUCAAAGCAGGUCAGAAGAUGUGCAUUUUCACAAAUCCUUUGUUCUGAUGGCAACAACUGUAAAUAUAAACCUGAAAGAAAAGAAAUAUUAAACUCUGUUAGUUCA